CCCGACCCGACGUAAAAGACCCGCACCGACAAGUUCACGAUAGGAGCCCAAGUGGCUGUAGUGGCACAACUUUCUAUGAGGAUUUUCAGUGCGUUGGAUAGCCUGACACGAGGAAGCUGAUCUUACCCGUUGCUUGUGUUUGCAUCGCCGUUUAAGAAUCACUCAUCCGUAGUAGAAAGUCCAAAACUUUAGAAGCUCUUCUCUGUCUGUCUCUUUGAACACACGAAACAAUCUCACAUGGCUGCAUUUGCAACCGCAGAAGCGUGUGACAGUAACGCAGAACUAAUAUCAAACGGAGACCUACGAGCUCUCCACCCAGUCUUCAAGAUCUAUGGCCAAAGAAGAUGCUUCUCCGGACCAAUCGUGACACUCAAGGUCUUUGAAGACAACGUCCUGGUCAGAAACCAACUAGAGACAAAAGGAGAAGGCGCAGUCUUAGUAAUAGACGGUGGUGGAAGCAUGAGAUGCGCGCUUGUUGGAGGAAACCUCGGACAGUUAGCUCAAAACAACGGGUGGGUGGGGAUUGUGGUGAAUGGAUGCGUUAGAGAUGUGGAUGAGAUCAAUGACUGCGAUGUUGGGGUUAGGGCAUUGGGUUCUAACCCGUUGAAGUCUAGUAAGAAAGGUCAUGGUGAGAAGAAUGUGCCGGUUAAUAUUGGAGGGACUUUGAUCAGGGAUGGGGAAUGGCUUUAUGCUGAUAGCGAUGGUAUCUUGAUCUCCAAGACCGAACUCUCCGUCUGAGUCAGAGUGUUCAUCUGCUAAAGUGCUAAGAGACUACUGCUGGUUUAUUUCGAACUUAUUUGUAAUAAUCGGUUUGAUAUUCUAAAAAAAAGAAAACCAUUUUUGUGAGAUUUGUGAACUAUAUAACAAUAAUAACAAAAUUAUAAUUA
Messenger RNA from Brassica oleracea var. oleracea, 887 nucleotides. RefSeq names its product putative 4-hydroxy-4-methyl-2-oxoglutarate aldolase 3. The record is from RefSeq and is a predicted model, not a curated record. Gene Ontology annotation, biological process: regulation of RNA metabolic process. Lineage: Eukaryota; Viridiplantae; Streptophyta; Magnoliopsida; Brassicales; Brassicaceae. Gene Ontology annotation, molecular function: ribonuclease inhibitor activity. The coding region runs from base 238 to 738 and encodes 166 amino acids. The transcript has 2 exons.